AUGGAAUAUCCUCCGAACAACACAUUGUACAUUAAUAAUUUGAGUGAGAAAGUGAAGAAAAAUGAGCUACGCGAUUCUUUGAUUGCUGUUUUCAAGCAAUUCGGCGAGAUUAAAAGUGUGAUGUGUUUCCGAACAUUGAGAAUGCGAGGACAAGCUCAUGUGAUUUUCACAAAGCUCGAAUCAGCGCGAUCUGCCAAAGAUGCAUUGAAUGGUUUUCCUUUCUAUGAAAAACCAAUGGUAAAUUUUUCUACUGAACUGAAUUCGAGAAUUUUUGAAAUCAAUCAAUUAAUUCUUUCCAGCGCAUUCAAUUCGCCCGUGAAGAUUCAGACACAAUUGCCAAAGAAAAAGGAACCUAUAUCAAACGCGAACCGCAAUAUCUGCUAAACAAAGUUGUCAAAAAACCAAAGCGAAAUCGUCGGGAAGGAAAUGGCGAAGGACCCGCUCCACCGAACAAGAUUCUUUUUUGCACAAAUCUGCCGGAUACCGCCACAACAGAUAUGCUGGAAAUCCUUUUCAAUCAAUUUCAGGGUCUCAAAGAUAUUCGUAUGGUUCCAAAUCGUCCUGGUAUCGCUUUUGUUGAAUUCGACAGCGAUUCAUUGGCAAUUCCAGCGAGAUCGGCUCUUAAUAAUUUCAAAAUCACACCUGAUCAUAUAAUGCGCGUCGAUUAUGCUAAAAAAUAA
Messenger RNA from Caenorhabditis angaria, 680 nucleotides. The record is from the annotation of a GenBank genome assembly. NCBI's taxonomy places the organism in Eukaryota, Metazoa, Nematoda, Chromadorea, Rhabditida, Rhabditidae.